Molecule: messenger RNA, 6279 nt
Organism: Athalia rosae (coleseed sawfly)
Lineage: Eukaryota; Metazoa; Arthropoda; Insecta; Hymenoptera; Athaliidae
Gene: lqf
Product: epsin-2
Exons: 15
Coding region: 2529-4304 (591 amino acids)
Biological process (GO): endocytosis
Cellular component (GO): clathrin vesicle coat; endosome; plasma membrane
Molecular function (GO): phospholipid binding; clathrin binding
Source: RefSeq, a predicted model, not a curated record
AUCAUUGCCAUCUCUACAGGACCGAAUACCCUUGAUGGAAGAACUUUUUUACAAAAUAUUGUAAUAGCUGUCUAAUGCAUUUUACUAUUACAUGUAUGAGACUAUAACUUGCUCAUCUUUCUGAUAAUAUCGAACCUUGUUGAUGUAGAUAACUGAAGAGCUUCAUUAUCAACAGCAUUUUUGUAAGAGCAAAGAGUGACAAAGUAUGUUGUAUCUGUACAGUUUCAUGUAGAUCAACCAUUUAAAAUUGACAAAAACUUGGCUGAUAAAGGUGAUGGUCGAAUAUCACAAUUAUUGGAAAAUAAUCGUAUGUGAAAAUCAAUAUGCCCAUGGUCAUUUAGUUGUAUCACGUCUAUUAAGGAAGCCUUACCCUGGUCUGCAUAAUCAACUUUGUUCCUAUAUUGUACAGAGCUUGAAUUCAUUUGACGUAGAAAGAAUGAGAAUCUAAAAAGAUCUUUCAAUUUGUAGCAGAGUUGAUGAUCAUUUUUGUAAAUUAUUCACUGAAAAUCAGUAUUUCGUACCCUUGCUUUUUGAGGUCAUAUGCAUGGUUAUUUUGUCAUAGCUUGUAUAUUCUGAGUCACUUGUUUUCUCAAAAUGGAUUCAUAUUUUUCAUAGCAAUGACCUUAAUAUUCGACAUUCAACAAAACCAGAACAAAGCGAGUUUGUAUUCUUCUUUCUGUAACUGAUUUGUAGUAUACAUACAUUCCGUUGGAUGUAAGUGGUCCAAUAUUCUCUGCUAGAUAUUAUUGUCAGGUACAUUAAAGACUUUGCAUUUCCAUUUUCAUAACAAUAUUCUGUUCUUAUUUUCCGUUUGUAUUUUUCUGAAAAUUUGUCUGCAUAAAGUCUUUUUAAUGUUUUGCUAUAUAUUCAAAUCCAGGUUAAGUAGUUUUUUCAUGUAAACGAAUCAAAAAUGGGAUACAGCAUUGUAAUUAAUUGCUCCAACUCUUGUUUUUACUUAUAUAACAUUAUAUAUUCACCGGCUACGCUUAUAGGGAUUCUCAGGAUUUUACUAAACAGAAAGCAGUUUACUUCAGUUCUGAAGUUUAUUGUCUUACAAUCUUUCUUCAGUAGCUGUUCUACUUUCUUCAACAAUUCAUGUAUCAAGUUUAUACCAGUCUACUUUUGAAUAACGUUUCUUCAAUACUCGCUAACUACCGUGGGAUUAAUUUGUGGGUUGUGAGCAGAUUAUUUAUUUCCUUUUUUCUAUUCAUCACCGAUGCCAGCAUGUGGCAAAUGUGUCUCAUCCAAUCUUGUGUAUUUUUUUAAUUUUCAUAUCAAAGUGGAUGAUAUUACCAGUACAUUUAAAAAUCAAUGUGUUAUGUAACUCAAAUAAGAAUUUCUCAAAACACAAAUGCUUCAUCUAUGUCAUGAGAUAAGGUAUCAUGUGAUAAGAAAAUUUUUGAUAAUAAAUGAUAGCAAGCACAGUAGUGAAUCAACCGUCAACAUUAAUUACAUUUACUUGCAGCUGUGUGGCUACUUUUUGUAAGAGUCAGCAAUUGAGCAUAACUUAUCAAAAUUGCACUGGAGCCAUGUUCAGACACUGUUCGAAAAUAAAACUGCUCCUCCCAUGACUCACAUUGCGUUUCUGAAAAUGAGCAAUUCGUAGAAAUAUACCAAUGAUGAACAGUCCCAGCUUGAAUUGUGACACUGAUGUACAUAUUGGAACCAUAAUUUAAUUCUUCAUAUACAUACAUAUAUAUUUCAAUAUGAGCGUACAAAAAAAAAAAAAUAAAUUUAUGACAGAGAUAAACAGUAAUUGCGAGUACGCAGAAAUGUUGUUAAUUUAAUUGUAAUUCGGAUAAUUAACUGAUAUUAACUGUCUGUAUCAAUGAUAAACAUUCUGCUUUCUUGGAUAAGUUUUGGACUUGAUUAGUUUCUUUGUGAUUUCAUGAAACCUUCAUCAGAUGCAGUAGGCCAAGGUCAAGUUAUCAAAGCCUUAAUGAGUAUGAAACAUGUAAAUGUUGAGAAGAUUGACCUUGGUCAACUGACCACAUUUUUUACGAUCAACCCGCAAACUCGCUUCCUAUCAGAGGAAAUGUUGUUGAUCGUUAUCACUCAAUGUCAAACCUCAACGAAUUUGUAAUAGAAGUUGGUAUGUUCUAUUGAGGAAGUUUUGUUGUAAACUUUAUUCAAUUCAUAGUCAGUGACCUAGUAGUCUCAUUUAACGUUCAUAAAUUCUUUGCAAGUAGUAAUUACUGAUACCUGCUCUUAUCGCAUUAAACUCACAUGACUCAAGAUAUAAAUAACAUAUGAAUAUUUGGUCAACGCAACAGUAAUUUGCACCUCAAUUAGCUUGCUAGACAACAUUUACUCAGCUUGUUAUGACGGUUUCGUUAUUCAGACUUAUUGGUAGAGCAGUUGUUACCAGACAGUUGCUGCGUAUGGCUCUCAAGAGGAAGAUCUUAUUAGAAUUGUUCUUGUUCUCUAUAGUUGUUCAAUAUUUCUUUUCCAAAGCAUACUACCGUUCAUAUUUUUUUUUGUCUUUUGUCAAAUACUUCAAUAUCAAGUAAAUUUACUGAAAUUGAAUAAUGAAUGUUACUUAUGUGGAUGAACUAAUCAGUGCUCGAACAAUGGAUUUCCGUAAUCGAUCUCAAACAGAGGACCUCGAAUAUGAGCCAAUGGUAGAAAAAAUGCGGAGACAAGGGCAGGAUGUGAUGCAGGUGAAUCUAGCGGGUAUCAGACGAGAUAUCAAAAAUCUGGCUCAUAAUUACAGUGACGCACAGAAAGCUGUGCGCAAGGCUACAAGCAAUGAUCCUUGGGGUCCGAGCAGUACUCUUAUGGCAGAAAUUGCUGACUUGACCUAUAACGUUGUAGCGUUUACAGAGAUUAUGCAAAUGCUUUGGAAGCGACUUAACGAUCAUGGAAAGAAUUGGAGGCACGUCUAUAAAGCAUUAGUUCUAUUGGAAUAUUUGAUUAAAACUGGUACAGAAAAAGUUGCUCAUCAAUGCAAAGAAAACAUCUUUUCCAUCCAGACGCUCAAAGAUUUUCAAUACAUGGAAGGUGCGAAGGACCAAGGAAUUAAUGUGAGAGAAAAAGCUAAGCAGUUAGUAGCACUGUUACGAGAUGAUGAAAGAUUGAGGAACGAAAGAGCUCGAGCAUUAAAGGCCAAAGAAAGAUUUGCACAAUCUCUCAGUGGUUUUGGCAGCGAUGGAUUAGAUACAAUGUCUCCAAUGAGCAGUGACUUCCAAGACUGGGAGCCAUGUCAACUCUCUGAAACCGCAUCUAAACCUGAGCUGGAAGCUGCCAGGCCACAAACUGUGGGUGAAGAGGAAUUGCAACUGCAACUAGCUCUUGCAAUGUCAAGAGAAGAAGCUGAACAAGAAGAACAGAGGCGGCGCAGCGACGAUGUGAGAUUACAAUUAGCUUUAAGCCAGAGUCAACAGGAUUUCAAAUUACCCUUAUCGGACAAACCAAGUCAUGUACUCGACCUACUAGAUGUCAACUUGGGAGAGGCUAGUGGAACAUCUGCGCAGGUUGAUCCAUGGGGAGUACCAACAGCAGCACCUCCACCACGGCCACAGUCACUGGACAUAUCUUACUUUUGUAACAUGGAGCCACACACUGAUCCAUGGACUGUACCGACGAGUAGUGCUUCGCCCCCAGUUGACCCUUGGGCUCCAGUUCCUCCACAAAGACCGAGAUCAUCAGCUGCUGCGGUAGAUCCAUGGAGAGCUCCUGUAUCAUCUCCAGCAACAGUAGCUCCUCGUGCGGUUGAUCCAUGGUCUCCCUCUUCUGGUGCUGAAGCCUCGGCACUUGCUACUCCAUCUCCAUCUUUCAAUAAUCCUACUUUGACUCAAAACAUUGGAUUUACGGCACAAUCUCCCCAAAAUAUUGGCUUCAAUUUACCCACCUCGAAUAUUGGCUUUACCAAUCAGACUAAUGGCUUUAAUGGAAGUGGGACUGGAUUUAAUGACUUCAAUACACAAAAUCAACAAAAUUCUGUAGCAAGCCCACUAGGAGAUUUGGACGAAUUUGACAUCAUCAGUAAUAGAAGCAAGCUGGGUACCAGUCCUUUACCUAAUAAUGGAAUGAAUAAUAACAGAACUACAAUGUCACCGGACCCAUUUGACCUUGGAGGCCUUGGUGACAAUCUUUCUGCAAGUACAGGAGCCGUUAAGAAAACUCCUCAAUCAUUUCUUGGAGAAAAUUCAGCUCUCGUCAAUUUAGAUAACCUUGUCAGUACCUCUGCGAUCAAACCUGCAGCUCCAGCUCCCGCAGCAGCAACGCCACCUCCUCGUCCCACAAUCAAUCAAAUUCGACAGGACCCUUGGGCAGGUACCACAGCCAAUCCAUUUCUUUCGUAGCGCAGUUGACUAAUGAAUGUGAACCAAUGAUCGAAACACAUCAUGUAAAAGAUAAUUAGGAUCACAUUGGGGAGCUUCGCUAGACAAGAUACAAUUUGAGAUAUGGUAUGGAUUUAUAUUUUAUGAUACAUCAAAUGAAUGGACUGAAUUAGCAUCGUAAAGCCUGAAGUUUAGGGUGUGACAUCAUUCAGUUUUUCUCAGUGACAACCUAUUAUGCAACUAAUAUUGUUUAAUCGGCCAAAUAUAGAUUAUUCUAGUAAUCUUAUGUUACUGUACACGUGAAUCAAAGCUGAAAAUGAACAGUUUGGUAUAGAAUUUAUUCCGAUCCAUAUAAUCAGCUGGGAUAUUCAUGAUUGUAGUAACAUAUUGUCGUUACGAAUAUUAUUUGUGUAUGGUAAGUAGUAUCAUGAUAUGAGAGGGAAAAAUCAACUCAUAAGAUGAUGUUAUUUAUCGAUAUUAGCUGCAAAAAGAACAAGUUGAAAAAUGUCACAUCAAGUUAAUCAUAUGCUUCUAAAAUAUGAUCGGCAGAUGAUAUAGAGAAGGAGGUUGAUAUUUUAAUACGCGCGUCAAAUCUGCAUUGUGUCAAGUAAUGAGAGAGUAUUUUUAUCCUUACCAGGUAGUGCUGGUACAGAAUAUAUUUCUCACUAGGUAUAAUUUUUUUUUUUCUCAAAUAAUCGUGUUAUAUAUAUGCGUCCAUGUACCAACCUAUAUGUACUAUGUACCUAUGUAUAGAUGUAAACGGAAAAUCUUUUUUAUCGAGUGAAAUAUUGAUUGUAGGAUGCUAUCUUCAUCACAUUUUUCUUUUGAUUAUUGUUGAAUAGCAUGCCAUCUUUGGGUGAUUUCCUUGAUUCUUUUUUGGUGCGGUACCACAGGUAUUAAUGAUGCUAUGCAGAUUUGAAAUUAUUUCCUUUUUAGCAAAUGACUUCGUAUAAAUUAUAUUGAACACCGACACUCCAAAGCAAUGAACGUUAUUUAGAUUAUUUCAAGAUUUUGAUGCCAAGAGAUCAUUUUAUAUAAUGACGAUCUUUAUUUUUUGUUAAUAGACUGAUAUAGUUACUUUUCGACUGGUCGGAGGUUUAUACUUAUAUCUACAAAUAUUUCGGGUCUGUAUAAAUUGAAUGGAUAUUGACACACUUGCAAAGGAUAUUUCUGAUAAUACUAUCAAUCAAAUGAACACAUGAACUUUGUAGAAUAUAUUUUGGAGUGCGGUAAUAUCAAACUGGAUUAACAUAAUAGAGGACCAGCUUAAUUCAUGUCUCAUUGUCAAUCAAAUUCUUAUCGUUUUGUGGAAGUCUAAGUUCAGCAGUCAGAUAUAUUGUCAAUUGUACCGUAAUUAUUAAGACAUCAUGGAAUUUGGAAAUUCAGUUGAUAUGCAAGAGAAGCCUUAGAAGUGAAAACCGAACUUCAAGAUUAUUUAUUUAUCGAUCUUAGCAUUGACCGUUAGACUCAGUCAUCUUUCACAAACAUAAAUGAGAAAAAUUGAAAAAAAUGAAUAAAUAACAAUAAAAAAUAUGAAAAUGAUCGAAAAAAACAAAUCAAUUAAUAAACAGAUGAAUACAUACAAUAAACUCUAUCCUAAUUUAUUUCUCGGUUUUGAGUUUUACAAUUUUUCCGCAAAGUGAAGAAAAAAAUUGUAAAUAUGUUAUUGCAUGUUAAUCCCUUAAUACUUUGUUUAUACAUGUAACUAUUACAACAACAAUAAUUUUAAAUGAAAUAUAAAUAAAGGUAUCGUGAUCCUGGUUUUUGGACUUGGUAUUUUCACAGAAGAAUUGACGUCUGUUACCAGGUAGACGAUAGAUCGUUUAUUUGGUUGCUCUUCAAUUUGCAUGCAUAACGUGAACAGUAUUUAUUGUUUUGAAUGUUUUGAAUGUAAAGCGACACGAGAUACGAAUUAUUUUGCAUUUAAUUAUUAGAGAAAUAUACAUAUAUUAUGUCUUUACUUAUAUGAGUUGAAGAUUAAAUUUAUUCUACUGUA